Pygocentrus nattereri (red-bellied piranha) is the source of this 3236-nucleotide messenger RNA. RefSeq names its product urotensin-2 receptor (gene uts2r1). Gene Ontology annotation, molecular function: urotensin II receptor activity. The transcript has 3 exons. Lineage: Eukaryota; Metazoa; Chordata; Actinopteri; Characiformes; Serrasalmidae. Gene Ontology annotation, cellular component: membrane. Gene Ontology annotation, biological process: blood vessel diameter maintenance; neuropeptide signaling pathway; regulation of blood pressure. Bases 448 to 1590 code for a protein of 380 amino acids. The record is from RefSeq and is a predicted model, not a curated record.
GUCACGCACUCUGUCAGUGGAAGAGAGGAUUUCAAAAUCCAGCUGUAGCUCAAAGUGCUCGUCUCCCUGGGCAAAUCCAGCCAAGAUGUAUUUGGCUUUUUCCCCCAUUUACCGAUUCUUUCAUGUUUAUGACCUCUUUUGAACAUGUAAUGCUCUGCUAAGAUCUGAUAUCAGGACCCGUGAGGGAGUAGGUGAUGUGCUGAAGAAGACCAGAAGUUUUUCCACAACAGCUGAAGCACCUGCCUAUGACUCAUUUGAGGUACACAGACUACGCGUUCUGACAAAAUGACCAUGUUGCUCUAGUCCACUCUGGAUUUUUCCUUUUCUUUUUUUUUGCGCUAACUGGAACCAAAUAUUUGGGAUAUUUCAAAUAGAAUUCCGGGAUUUUGGAAUAACUCCUGAGAGCGAUAUCAUGACUUAGGUCAGCAUGCGCUGGGCUCAUUAUAAAUGCUAAACCACUCUUUGCUGGGAGCCACACAGUCUGUGGGAAUUAAACAAGAGAUGACUACUGUGUCAGUGGAGUCCCUGGUGGCGAUGGUGGAUAGGAUCCCUAAUGCUACUGAGACUCCAGUGGAGGCAUCUGCUGAAGAUAUGGCUGCUACCUUCACCAUCGGCACCAUCCUGUCCCUCGUGUGCCUUGUGGGUGUGUCAGGAAAUAUCUACACCCUGGUGGUCAUGUGCCACUCCAUGCGCUCUGCUGCUUCGAUGUACAUAUACAUUGUCAACCUGGCAAUGGCCGACCUUCUCUACCUGCUGACCAUUCCCUUCGUCGUGUGCACACACUUCUUAAAGGGCUGGUACUUUGGUGAUGUAGGGUGUAGGACUCUCAUUAGUAUGGACUUUCUCACCAUGCAUGCCAGCAUUUUCACUUUGACUGUGAUGAGCACAGAACGCUACUUUGCCGUGCUCAAGCCUCUGGACACAGUAAAACGUUCCAAGAGCUACCGUAAGGCCAUUGCUCUACUAGUGUGGACAGCCUCAUUGAUUCUAACCCUUCCCAUGAUCAUUGAUGUAGAGCUCAAGACAGAAAAUUCCAAGUUAAUGUGUCAGACCACGCUGAGCCCUCUUUCUUACAAGAUUUACAUCUCUUCACUGUUCUGCACUAGCAUUGUAGCUCCGGGGGUCAUAAUCGGCUACCUCUACAUUUGCCUCGCGCGCACUUACUGGAUCUCGCAGACGGAGACUUUUAAGCAGACUCAAAAGCUGCCUAAUCACAAAGUGCUGUACCUCAUCUUCACUAUUGUUCUCCUCUUCUGGGCCUGCUUUCUGCCUUUCUGGAUCUGGCAGCUCCUGGGCCAGUUCAAGCCAGAGAUGGUCUUGUCUACCAAGGCCAGACGCAACAUCAACUAUCUGACCACCUGCCUGACCUACAGCAACAGCUGCAUCAAUCCAUUCCUCUACACCCUUCUAACAAAGAACUACAAGGAAUACCUUCGGAAGAGGCAGAGGACCUGGACAGCCGGGAGCUAUUUCAACAGAAGGAACCGCUUCCAGCGGUCACCUCGCCGCUCGUUGUCCUCCAGCAGCCAGCAAUGCACAGAGAGCUUUGUGCUCACACACACAUCACGCAGCAACAACAGCAGUUUGUGAGGGUUCGAAGACUGGCUGCAACAGGAAGGCCAAGGCAGGCCAAGAUGACUGGCAUCUUCUUCCUCAGGAGGAAGGACAGAGGAAGAGGAGGAGAAUAGCCCAGAUGAAGAACAGAAGUUAAUGCAGGAAAAUUUCUCCCACCUUCAGAUCAUCACAUCUUCAGAUCUUCAGAUUCUACCCAACUUAGCAGUUAGUCGUGUGAAUGGCACCCAACAGUGAAUACGUCAGUUUCCCUCAGCUCAAAUUCAGGACUUAAUUAGUAGAGUACAAUCUCAAGUGCAAAGCAUGAGUGGCUUAAUAGUUCCCUUUUCUUUCAUUCUGUCCAUCAAACUCUGGACUCUAAGAUGAUUAAGUUUGAUAAAACGGCUGUGGCAAUUUUAAUAAUUUCAAUCUUCAUCCUUUCAAGGAUGUUUUCAGAAAAUAUCUGAGAUAAAUGUGGUGUUAGAUUGGAUAAUUACGAGGAAAGAAACAUAAGUAUCCUGAUAUUAAUGCGGAUUCCAGUUGUGCAAGGCCGCAUUUGUGUUUAGCAGGCAGGAGAAUCACAGAAGCAUCAUUUAAUUUCAUUCUAUUUGUCUAUCAUCUCUGCCUUAUUCAACAAAAUCAUGAAACGUUUUCUGUUUAACUGCAGGAGACAAUUACUGAACCUGGGUUCAUUUUCAAAGCUUUGAAUACUAUUACACAGACAUCAAAUUGCUGCAGACUGCAGAUGAGAGCAACACUGUGUCUUCUUCACUUUGCUGACCCCCGAAGGCCUGAGGCUGACAGCAGCUGAGUGCGCCGCUGAUGUCUGAACUGACCCCGCAUCAGUAUUCUAUCCACAUUUCAUCUUGAACCCUUCAGAGAGAGACCAUGAUGAAGACUGCUCACUUUCUUAAAACGUUUGCCAGCGUGGGUCCAAGCAAAACAUUACCACAAACAUCAGUGGGGUGACCAACAGCCAACUGUGACUUGUGUGUCUGCUUAUAUUAUAAUUAACACAACUCUUUUACGCAUUUAGAUGAAUAUAUGUAUUAAAAUCUUGACAAGGUUUCUUGUUUUUUGAGAGAUGUGAUGUGCUCUGUUGUAAUUUUCAUGAAGAGAGCAUGAAUUCUUUGAUUUGUGUCAAUUCAAAAAAAGAAAAAACAGUCAAUGUCUGUGGAUUUGUUUGUAAAUAUUGUGGUAUUUCGUUGUUAUCAUUAACACACAUUGUUUUGCACUAAAGCAAGCAACCUCUAUCGAUGUCCUACAAAAUGUUACAAAAUAAAAAGUUCUAAGUUGCUCAUUUUCCCACAGCUCAUUAUGCUCUUCAACUUCAAGCAGUGAUUGAAGAAUUUUACUUCCUCUUGUGUGUAAAUCAGAAAUCAGACAGAGUGUUCUAUAAAACAAAAGGUGCUUCUUUUCAAGACUGAUUUCAUUUCCUCACCGGAGCACCGUCAGACUCCAAAUGACUUUAACAGGCCACAUACUGGUCUGCUUUUUAACAUGUUAAUUCAUUUCUAAUGAAAACAUAUUCAUGGUAGACACAUAUUUUGGAUUGGGGUCCAGAGCGCAAACUGAAUAAGCCUGCUUUUCCUAUUAGGUUUACGUGAAUCGGACGGGCAGUGCUGACACUGUAAAUACAUCUUUUUCAAUAAAACUUUACAUUUUGCGCAGGCUACACAUGCACA